AGGAGGAAGUGAUGUAGGUUUUUUGAACCGUUGGCGGUUUGUCCAGGGAAGAAGAGAGUAACGAAUGCUAAUGCUAAUGCUAUCAAAGAAAUUGAUGUUUUAAGUCAGAUUUUUUCCCCUAAACGCUAUUGGAAGCAUGCAGAACAAGGAGAACCGUGAACCCAGAAACCUCCUCACACAGACAGUCAGACCGUUCAGAGACGAGAUGAACCUUGGAGCUGUCAUGGGCACCGGUCCUGGCCGAGUCCCAGUGAAGCCCAGCUCACAGAAGAAGUUCUCAAUUGAUGACUUUGAUAUUGGUCGACCCCUGGGAAAAGGCAAGUUUGGGAACGUGUAUUUAGCACGAGAAAAGAAGCUGAAGGUCAUUGUGGCGCUGAAGGUGCUCUUUAAAUCCCAAAUGGAAAAGGAAGGAGUGGAACAUCAACUCAGGAGAGAGAUCGAAAUCCAAUCUCACCUCAGACAUCCGAACAUCCUGCGCUUUUAUAACUACUUCCACGACUCGUCACGCGUGUUCCUGGUUCUGGAGUAUGCACCACGGGGAGAGAUGUACAAAGAGCUCCAGCGCUGUGGCCGCUUUAAUGAUCAGCGCACAGCCACGUUUAUGGAGGAAGUUGCAGAUGCUCUUCAAUACUGUCAUGAAAAGAAAGUGAUCCACCGUGAUAUUAAGCCUGAGAAUCUGCUGCUGGGCUUCAGAGGAGAGCUUAAGAUUGCGGACUUCGGCUGGUCUGUUCAUGCACCGUCGCUACGACGGCGCACCAUGUGUGGCACUCUGGAUUAUCUUCCUCCUGAGAUGAUUGAAGGGCAUUCACAUGACGAGAAGGUGGAUCUGUGGUGCAUCGGUGUGCUGUGUUACGAGUGUUUGGUGGGAAAUCCACCCUUUGAGACAGCCAGCCAUUCGGAAACAUAUAAACGCAUCACAAAGGUGGAUCUGCAGUUUCCCAGAGUGGUUUCAGAAGGUGCUCGUGAUCUGAUCUCAAAGCUGCUGAGACACAGCCCCUCCAUGCGUCUGCCUCUGAAGAGCGUUAUGGAGCACCCAUGGGUGAAGACCAACUCCCGCAGAGUUCUGCCCCCAGUCUGUCAGCCCAAACCCACUCCUUCACACUAGCCUUAAUUCUUAUGUGAUGCUUUUUAUCUGUUUAAUAAAAAACCAUUUAAUGAAUAUGUCGAUGCAGAUGAGUAGGUUUUUUUUUAUUUUAAUUUUUUUAUGUACGAGUAGAUUCUGCAUCAGUCUGACCAUUUAAGGUGUACAUAGCAGGCAGGAAAAGUGGGCAUGAGGAUCAAGAUUCCCUCCUCACAAGUAUGGCUUCUGCAUGGUCUGUGUGUGUUUUAGAUAAACAACUGAGCUUUCCUUGUCUCCGCACUGACAAGGUCCCUGCUACUUCAUUAAUGGAAAAACACCAAAAUAGACCAGUAGUUGUGGAGCAGCAGCAGGUCUAUAAUAGAGAGUACAACUAAAGUGUUCUCUCUCCACAGCACUGCUGGUAGCUGGAUUUGUUUUAACACAAAUAUAUGUAUCAUAUACACUGUUUGUCAUUUUUCUGUGUUUAGAGCUUUUUAUGGGCUGUGUUCUGGCCUUGACUAGUGAAGAACAUGAUGUAUGGUGUGUGGGUUUUUUCUAUAUGGAACCAGUUUAAGAAUGUCAUUCUUUAUUGUUUAAAUAAAAACCAUGAAAAAUACCGAA
Messenger RNA from Tachysurus fulvidraco (yellow catfish), 1681 nucleotides. It is a transcript of the gene aurkb, whose product is annotated as aurora kinase B. The record is from RefSeq and is a predicted model, not a curated record. Bases 137 to 1105 code for a protein of 322 amino acids. Gene Ontology annotation, molecular function: ATP binding; protein kinase activity. Lineage: Eukaryota; Metazoa; Chordata; Actinopteri; Siluriformes; Bagridae. Gene Ontology annotation, biological process: protein phosphorylation; regulation of cytokinesis; mitotic spindle organization. The transcript has 9 exons. Gene Ontology annotation, cellular component: spindle microtubule; spindle midzone; spindle pole centrosome.